AUGCUACUCCGAAUCAGUCUGCCCCUAAUUCUACUGAUCGGAUCGUGUCAAAGUCUUGGAAAACGAGGAAAAUGUGAGCAGAUUACGAUUCCACUAUGUAAGGGGAUUGGAUAUAAUAUGACAUUGUUCCCGAAUAGCUAUGGACAUGAGAAACAGGAGGAGGCCGGAUUGGAAGUUCAUCAGUUUUAUCCAUUGGUUGAGGUCGGUUGCUUCCAACACCUGAAAUUCUUCCUCUGCACAAUGUACACCCCGAUUUGCCAAGAAAACUACGACAAGCCCAUCCUCCCGUGCAUGGAACUCUGUGUGGAGGCGCGCAAUAAAUGCAGCCCCAUAAUGGCAAAAUAUGGAUUCCGUUGGCCGGAGACACUGUCUUGUGAUGCGCUACCAAAGAUGUCUGAUCAGAUGACGACUGGAAAUAUCUGUGCAGCACCUCCAGAUACACCAAAGAAGGCGCACAAAGGACAUGGACAUCACCAUCAGCAACAGCAACAAAAGUACAACGAAGUAGGAAUUUCGAAAAUUGAAGAUAACGAAAUCCCAAUGAAGCAGGAUCCCAGCACAGAGUGUCAAUGUACCUGCAACCAACCGUUCCAAUACGUGGCAUCUGAAAAAUCGAAAGUCGGAAAUGUGACCAAUUGCGCUUACUCUUGUCACAGUCCUGCUCUUGCUGAUAACAAGAAAUUGGUGUCCAGUUGGAUGGCAUUCUGGAGUACCACAUGCUGCGUCUUGGCUUCUUUCACUUUCCUGACCUUCCUCAUUGAAACCGAUAGAUUCCAAUACCCAGAAAGGCCGAUUUUCAUGCUAGCUUUUUGUCAACUAAUGGUUGCUGUCGGAUUCAUGAUUCGCUAUUUCGUGGGACACGAAGAAAUCGCUUGUGACUCAAUGAAAAUCAAAGGAUUGGAUGAUACAUCUGGAACUCUUUGUUUCGUCGUCUUCCUGUUGACCUACUUGUUCGGAAUGGCCGCGUCGGUAUGGUGGGUGAUCCUCUCGCUGACCUGGGUUCUCUCCGCGGCUUCAAAAUGGUCCCCAGAAGCUAUCAGCUCGUUCUCCGUACAUUUCCACGUUGUCGGUUGGGGACUUCCACUGGCUCAAACACUGCUAGUUAUGGGAUUCAACGCGAUCGAUGGGGACCCGAUUUCUGGAAUGUGCUAUGUUGGAAACACUGACUUGCGAUUCCAGCGGUUUUUUGUCUUGGCGCCGCUUCUCACCUAUUUCUGUGUUGGCGUUUUGUUCUUGAUCAUUGGAUUCUUCAAUUUGUGGAGUAUUCGAAACGAAGUUCAGAAGCAACAUCCAUCGCUGGAGAGUGCACAUAAGAUUACGCAAUUGAUGAGCAAAAUUGGGAUUUUCUCCUUGUUAUACACAAUUCCUUCGUUGCUGAUUAUCUGUGUUCUGUUCUAUGAGCAGAAUCAUAGAGGACUCUGGGAGCAGUCGCAGUUGUGCUCUUGUUCGCCAAAGCAGACUAUUGGCGACUCUUCCCUUAUCAUCUCCCUUAUCAAGACUUGCUGCAUGUGCGUAUUAGGAUGGACAUCCGGAUUUUGGGUAUGCAGUACGAAAACGCUAUCCUCGUGGAAAAAUGCAAUUUGUUGUUUGGGUAACUCCCGCUCUCUUCCCAAAUACCAACCAGCCGACAUUCUCUACGCCAAAUCCGACAUGUCGUCUCCCCAAUUCUAUAACACUAGUCUUCGACACAACCACUUAUAUGGUGGAAUUCCUGACAAAUUGUAG
Caenorhabditis briggsae is the source of this 1725-nucleotide messenger RNA. It is a transcript of the gene Cbr-cfz-2, whose product is annotated as Protein CBR-CFZ-2. The record is from RefSeq and is a predicted model, not a curated record. Gene Ontology annotation, biological process: canonical Wnt signaling pathway; non-canonical Wnt signaling pathway. Bases 1 to 1725 code for a protein of 574 amino acids. Gene Ontology annotation, cellular component: plasma membrane. Gene Ontology annotation, molecular function: Wnt-protein binding; Wnt receptor activity. NCBI's taxonomy places the organism in Eukaryota, Metazoa, Nematoda, Chromadorea, Rhabditida, Rhabditidae. The transcript is spliced from 4 exons.